Messenger RNA from Dictyostelium purpureum, 387 nucleotides. RefSeq lists its product as uncharacterized. The record is from RefSeq and is a predicted model, not a curated record. The transcript is spliced from 3 exons. Gene Ontology annotation, cellular component: cell cortex. The coding region runs from base 1 to 387 and encodes 128 amino acids. Lineage: Eukaryota; Evosea; Eumycetozoa; Dictyosteliales; Dictyosteliaceae. Gene Ontology annotation, molecular function: actin monomer binding.
AUGACUAGUUAUCAAGCACAAUGUGAUCAAUUAUUAAGUAGUGGAAAGGCAACAGGUGUUGCAAUUAUAAAUGCUAUUGAUGGUAAUACAUUUGUUUUUGGUGGUUCUAGAUUUAAUUUAAAAGAUGGUGAGGGUGGUGCCAUUGUUUCUCAAUUUAGAUAUCCAAAAAUCGCAUUAGCAAAUGGUGUUAUUGUUAAUGGUAUUAGAUACACUGCAUACAAAGCUGAUUCAAGAAGUUUCUAUACUAGAAAUGGUGCCACAGGUGUUGCUUUAGCCAGAGCUUGGAAAUCUAUUGUAAUUGUUUUCUAUAAUGAAACUAUAUCGGGUCCUAAUGCCAUAUUUGCAUGUGAAGGUGCUGCAGAUGCCCUUGGUAAAAAUCGUCUUUAA